Coregonus clupeaformis (lake whitefish) is the source of this 2604-nucleotide messenger RNA. RefSeq lists its product as uncharacterized. Bases 1 to 2604 code for a protein of 867 amino acids. The transcript has 10 exons. NCBI's taxonomy places the organism in Eukaryota, Metazoa, Chordata, Actinopteri, Salmoniformes, Salmonidae. The record is from RefSeq and is a predicted model, not a curated record.
AUGCAAAAGAUUGUGACCACAUGCAGACCAGAUCAAUCUGAAGACUUCCUGACAGACUGGCCCGCAGACUGGUUCAGAGUGGAGGUGAAAGGGUUCAGUGAUGCAUCCAUCAGGGCUUACUUAACAGAGAUGCUGAGUGCUGAUCCUGACUCCUUGAGCAGUGUGUUAAACAACCUAGAGUUGUUCAGUCUGUGCCAUGUCCCAAUGUAUGCACUGAUGGUGGUUACCUGCAUUUAUUUCCCUACCUCAGAGGCUUCUAAACAGACAUGCACUAUAACUGAAAUGCACAGCAACGUCCUCCGUCAGUGCAUCAAACAACACAGUGGCAUACGACUUAAGGAUAUCGACAAUUAUCUCAAAGAAAACAGAGAGAAAAUAUUGUCUUUGGCAGAAAUAGCUUUUCAUGCAACAAAUGAAAAAAACAUGAACUUGACAACACUGAGCUGUGAAGAAAGCAGUGUCCAUUUUGCGUUCUUGGGAGCACUUAUGGUUAAGGUUGCACCCACAGCGUCAGACACUUACUGUGCAUUUCUCCACUACACAAUGCAGGAGUUCUUUGGUGCCCUUUGGCUCUUACAGAAUCCAGAUCAAAUCAGAGCGGUUCUAGAGAAGUGCCAGACUGAAGAAUGGAAACACACAAAACACUUGAUUCCCUUCCUGUGUGGGCUUCUGAAUGAGAGGAAUAUUAGAUUGGUAAACGGUCUAGUUCCAGAUCAACAGAUCAAGAAGACGUCAGAUUGGUUCUUCAAGGAAGUGGUGAACACAUUUCUUCCAUCUCAAACAAACCAAGAUCAUGCAGAAGGUGGUGCUCCUGAGUUUGAGAUAGAUCUUCUGUUUUUGUGUCAGUGCUUGUAUGAACAUCAGUCUACUGAGGCCUGUCUCCUUCUCCUGGACAAACUGGACUAUCAUCUAGACCUGAGUGGAGAACAUCUUGAUCCUCACCAGUGCUGUGCAGUGUCUUAUGUGACCAGUCAGUCUGCAGAGAGAAAGGUUGGCUUGGACCUGAACGACUGCAUUGUGUCAGACCAAGGAGUAAGGCUGAUACUGGGCUCUCUGAAGAAUGUCAGACAUCUUGGGCCCUCCUCUGGUGAUUCAUCUGACCCCUCAAUGCUGUGUCAACUCUGGACAACUUUGCUGAGCAGUGUGGCAGAGAUGGACUUCACCAGCUUACUUGGUCUCUGUGGAAAUGAGUUGCACCUUCCAGUCCAGGGUGAAAGACGAGUGUUUGAGAGAGCAGAAGAAGUGAUGAAGCAGAGUCUAGAGAGGGUUCAUCUCUGUCUACACUGGGGUCAGAGAACUCUUCUCAGUGAAGCUCUCAGCAAAACCAUUUUAAAGUGUUUACCUAAUAUCAACAAACUCAGGUUUACCCCACUAGAACAUCAGAGAGGAUCCCCUGAAAGACUGGAGACAGAAGAGAAAGCAGUCCUACUAGAUUUGUGUCUACAAGCAGCACUAGAUCACAGAGAAACUUUCCAGAGAGCUGUGAACACACUGCUGUCACUGUUCUCUGUGUAUCAAACUGAGAGAUAUGACAUCCUGCUGGAUCUGUACUCACAUGUGAAGUACAAUAGGAAACAAUCAGCCAGGUGUGUCCUUCCAUCAUUGAAACCACUUUUACCACUGAGUUUCCUUCAGUGUCUGCCCUACAUCUCACAGCUGAGCUGUGAUGAUGACAGGUUCUUCCAGAGGGUGUGUGAGUCCGUCCCUGUGAGGUCCAGAGAGGAGGACCAGCAGUUGGCCUCUCUCCUCCAGGCCUUGGGCUCCACCCUGUCACUGGGAGGAGAGUUACCCAGGAAAACCUGCAGGUCUGUGGGGAGAGUCCUGGGUCGCUGUGCCUCCAGAGUGGACCUCACUCUUACCCCCAGCAAGAUCUCUCUCCAAGGAGCCUUACUUAUUGUGAGACAUGAGUCAAAGCUACACAAGCUCAGGCUGAAUGUGGGCAUGGCAGUGAAACUGUCCAGACUGGUUAGGAGGACAGGAGAGGUAGCAACCAGCCACCAGAGAGUGUUAUCCAGGGCUCUGAGUAGUGUGGCAUCCCUGCUGAGACUCUGGAGGGUUCAGUGUCUGGACCUGACUGACUUCUGGAUCCAGGGUCACUCUCUCAUCACACUGCUGUGUCACCAGGGACCUCUCUCUCUCAGACUGAACUCAGACACUCUGCAGCAGCUGACUGUAGUUGUGUAUGAAGCUCAGGACAAGGACUUGACUCAGUGGUUCCUGGAGAAGGUUGGUGGAGACCUGACCUCCUGCAGGCUGGACCUGGAAGUGCUUCUCUCUCUGCUGCAGCAUUCAACCCACAGCAUCACUGUGGACCUCAGGAAGAACAGGCUCCUAGAGAAGAACAUCUCAGAUCUUCUCCCCUUUCUGGGAAGGGUUAUAUUCAAGAGGUCCAGUUCCAGCUUUGUAAAGUCCACCAUCAGACAGAUCUAUGACAGCAGAGCCAGUGACUGUGUGUCCAGUUUGUUGAGGUCUUCAGACCAUUGGAUCAACCUGAACAGCAGAGAGCUGGACAGAGUGGACUGUACUGCUCUGUGUUUUACCCUGCAGCACUGCCACCAAGUCAAAGUCAACCUGCUGUGGACCUCCAUACCACCGGGGAGAUAG